Trichoderma asperellum CBS 433.97 is the source of this 1593-nucleotide messenger RNA. RefSeq lists its product as uncharacterized. The record is from RefSeq and is a predicted model, not a curated record. Lineage: Eukaryota; Fungi; Ascomycota; Sordariomycetes; Hypocreales; Hypocreaceae. Gene Ontology annotation, molecular function: S-methyl-5-thioribose-1-phosphate isomerase activity.
AUGUCUUUACUUAAAAAGAGUGCCGUAGCAGUCAGCUUCAUCUUCAAAUUCCCAGACGGCGAUGUAUUGCGCAGGCCGCAGGUUGCGCUGUUCCGCCGCAGCGGGCAGGUGAAUACAUAUACACACAAACUCGCCCCCAUCUCCGGCGGCGUCGAUCCCCAGGACGCAAACCCCCUCGCCACAGCAUGGCGCGAGCUCCACGAAGAGACCACCCUCACAGCCACUUCCCUGCGGCUCUUCCGCCAGGGCAAGCCGUAUUCGUUCGCAGACGCCGACGUGGGCCGCGAAUGGACAAUCAAUCCCUUUGGCUUCAUCCUGAAAUCCCGCCGCCAGGGCGGCGCCGGCGAAGAGGGCAUCAAAAUCGACUGGGAGCAUGAAGGGUACCAGUGGUUCGACCCCGACCAAGUCACCGACGAUGAGGCCUUCCAGGGAGUUCCUCGACUAAAGGAGAGUCUCAGGCGAGUCUGGUUUGACAUUGACCUGGGCAGCGAGGCGGGCGGCGUCCUGGCAGCUGGGCUUAAGGCGCUGCAGGAGGACCAUGUAAGCGGCGCGAGGGAGCUGGCAGCCAAAGCACUACACAUAUACCUCGACGUGAUUCCGCGAAUCGAGACGCAUGAUGCAACGCUGUGGUGGAAGAAUGUCCGGUUCGCGGCAUGGCAUCUCUGGAAGAACGGCCGGGAAAGCAUGGGCGCCCCCAUCCUCAGCGUCGUCUUGUCCAGCCUCGACAUAAUCGAGCAGCAUCUUUCUCGCGACACGAGCACCAGCGCUCUAUCAGACGACUUUAUCAAACAAGUCUGCGCCGCCAUCCGCGAGUUUGGAGAGACGAGACGGCAGUCUGGAAGCAAAAUCGGAAACACCUUCGCCUCCUUCUUGGAGCAAUUCCCCACGGACAAGCCCCUCAAGAUCGUCACCCUCUCGUCCAGCUCGACAAUCACCUCGUCCAUCUCACACGUCCUCUCCUCGGACUCAGCCUCUGCCCGCCCCCUCGACAUCCACAUCCUCGAAUCCCGCCCGCUCUUCGAAGGCGUCAAAGUCGCCCAACGCAUCUCCGCCAUCGUCCAAACCCGCAAGAAUGCCAACAACAACAACAACAACAACAACAACAACAACAACAACAACAACAACAACAACAACAACGUCACAAUCACGAUUCACACCGACGCCAGUGCAGCCCUCGCCUCUCAGGCCGCACACGUGCUCCUCAUCGGCGCAGAUCUCAUCGACAAAUCCGGCAACGUGAGCAAUAAGACCGGUUCUCUGCCCACUGUGCUGGCCGCCAGGCAUGUUUCCCCGGGCGUCAAGAUCGUCGUCGUAUCAGAAAAGGAAAAGAUCUUGCCGUUUGAGCCGCCUGUGCACGAUGAAGAAAACGACGCUGGGGAGCUCAUCCGCGGGUGGGGAGCCGUUCUAGGGGCGGAACAAGGAUCCGAGGUGAAGUUGCCGGGCGUGACUGUGAAGAAUGUGUAUUUCGAGUGGGUGCCUGCGACGCUGGUGGAUGUCUAUCUCACAGAGGAUGGCAUUGAGGGCACAGAAGAUGUGGAAAAGUGGGCAGGAGAGGUGCGGCAAAGGGCCGAUCGCUUCUUUGAUAAUCUUUAA